Messenger RNA from Dromaius novaehollandiae (emu), 2614 nucleotides. Its product is annotated as DNA-binding protein RFX5-like. The transcript has 10 exons. The record is from RefSeq and is a predicted model, not a curated record. Bases 262 to 2337 code for a protein of 691 amino acids. Gene Ontology annotation, biological process: regulation of transcription by RNA polymerase II. Gene Ontology annotation, molecular function: DNA-binding transcription factor activity, RNA polymerase II-specific; RNA polymerase II cis-regulatory region sequence-specific DNA binding. Lineage: Eukaryota; Metazoa; Chordata; Aves; Casuariiformes; Dromaiidae.
AGCAGCCGCCAAUCGCAUUAAAGAAGAGCGGAGUAUCCGGGCGGAUCGGCGGUGCCGCAGCCAAUCAGAAAAAAGCGACGAGCGGGGCCCGCGGGCGCGUCCCGGCGGGGCACAACACUUUCGGUUCCUGUUGCGCGUGGGGCAGCGGCACGUGGCGGGGACCGGACCGAACCGGACCGAACCGGACCGAACCGGCCCAGUCUGGCAUGAGGGCACGGCGGGCCGGGCCCCGGCUGUAGCCGCCCGCAGCAACCAAAUGUCAUGGCUGAGGAAGAAUCGAGUGCCCAAGCCACCAGAAAGGGAAGUUCGUCGCCCAACGACUCCCAGAGCAGCACAACCGAGUCCAGCAUGCUGCUGCAGAAGCUGAAGAGCACCAUCUCCAAAUCCGUGCAGAACAAAGUCGACUCUAUUCUGCAAGAUGUGCAGAAGUUCUCCGACAACGACAAGCUCUACCUCUACCUCCAGCUGCCAUCGGGGCCGAGCCUGGGGGAGAAAAGCGGUAGCCUGGAUCUGAGUUCGCUGAGCACAGCCGAGUACAUGCACGCGUGCAACUGGAUCCGGAACCACCUGGAAGAGCACACCGACACCUGCCUGCCCAAGCAGGACGUCUACGAUGCCUACAAGCGAUACUGCGAUAACCUCUGCUGUCGCCCCCUCAGUGCUGCCAAUUUUGGGAAGAUCAUCCGUGAGAUCUUCCCAAACAUCAAAGCCAGAAGAUUGGGAGGCCGAGGACAAUCGAAAUACUGCUACAGCGGGAUCCGGAGGAAGACGGUGGUCAGCUUGCCACCCCUGCCUAGCCUGGAUCUCAAAGUGACGGAGACCCAGUCGGAGCUGACGGAUCUGGUGCAGUCCUACAACAGCGAGGUGAUGGAGGCGGCCUGCGCCCUGACCUGCGACUGGGCCGAGAAGAUCCUCAAACGCUCGUUCAACAACAUUGUGGAAGUGGCCCAGUUCCUUAUCCAGCAGCACAUCAUCAGCUCCCGCUCGGCCCGGGCCGACCUGGUCAUGGCCAUGGUGGUCUCAGAGAGCACGGAGAAGAUCCACCGCGACAGUCGGUCUCCGCUGACAGCCAAGAAGAAUGGCCUGGAAAGCUCGGAGAGCAGUGACAGGAGCCAGGGGCAGAGCAAGAAGGAGAGUGGCUCCAAGCCCUCUGUCCUGCCCCGGCCGGAGAAGAAGAAGCCCCCUGAGGCCCCCAAGCCCACGAGCAGCCCCCAAGUGAACGCCCUGGUCGCCCGCCUGCCCCUGCUCCUGCCUCGCAUCCAGCCGGGCGACAGACUCAUGGCACCUGGGGCUCCGGCUGUGCGCUCGUCCCCUGCUGUCCUGGCCCCCAAAAUCACAGCCACCCCCCUCGGGGGCACCGUCAAGGUGGCCGCCCUGCCGCUGCCGAUGGGCACGACGUCGCCGUCGCUGCCCCUGGGCCUGGCUCCGGGGGUGAACGGGGCGGCGGGGCUGGUGAGCCAGCAAGCUGCCGUGCCCGUCCUCAACAUGCUGCUGCCCAACGUGCCGCCUGGCGCGGGCCUCCCCAAGGCCGAGAGCCCUGCCAACCCCCGGAGCGCGGGGGGAGAGGGCCAGGGCCCCGGCCCGCAGGACUCGCCGCGCCCCAAGGCCACCAAGCGUCCCCCGGAGUCGCCCGGUGACGCCGCGCUGCAGAAGCGGAGGCGCGGGCGCCCGCGGAAGAAGCUGGACGAGGGAGGCGCCCGGUCCCCGGAGGAGCCUCCGCCGGGCGCCGACGAGGCGGCGGGAGGCAGCGAAGCGCUCCGGCUCGGCUCCGCGGACAGGGCGGAGCAGGAGCAGACCGCGACGCAGGGCUCGGACGUUUCGGCGGGCGGCCGAGGGGUGCCCGGCCCCGCGUCCGGAGAGAGGGGAGACCGUUGCCACAGAGCGUCUCCAGGCGCCGAGUUCAGGAGCAGCGCGCCUGGUGACGGCCCUGCCGCCAGCCACGUCGGGAACAGCCCGGCGAAAGCCUCCCUGCCUUCCCAGGUGAGCGUCAUCCAGGAUGGCAGGUCCAGCCUGAAGGCCCACGCUGGAGCCGGCACCCAGGAGCUGGAGGAAGACUCGCAGACGAGCCCAGGCAAGGCCGGGCCCCCCCUGGACGACGCCGUGUCUGCGGUGGGGUCCUGCGUAGCCCGGGAGGGGAGGGACCUCUCUCCCACCCCCUCGCACAGCGACAGACAGACGGAGGCCAGGAGAAGUCCCCUCUCGCUGCCCCUUCCUGCGCCGCUGCCCGGGAGCAACGCUGCAGCCGGCUCGCAGCGCUCGGACACGUCCCCGGGUGCCCCGGCGCCCGGGGUGGGCUCGCGGGGGCUGCCCGAGCUCCGCACGCGUGACGCCAGUUAGGAGCCCGGCAGCGCUGCCCCGCUGCAGUCCGGGAUGCCCGGAGCCCGCCGCCAAACCCGGGGGAGCCCGCGCGUAGCGAGCCUGGCCCCUCCGUCCGCUGCCCCUGCUUGGAGUCCGUGCACGCCUCGGUUCCCGCUGCAAUCAGUCGCAAGCCCAACGCGGUGCCUCGCGGGGUGAGGGGAACAAAUUGUGGUGUAAAACCGCCUCUGCCGCUUCCCAGCUUGCAAGCACUGCACCUGCCUCUCCCGCGCCCUGGAAUUAAAAACCGAACUGACUG